This is a messenger RNA of Pseudomyrmex gracilis, 4687 nucleotides long. RefSeq lists its product as uncharacterized. The coding region runs from base 2 to 1579 and encodes 525 amino acids. The transcript has 7 exons. NCBI's taxonomy places the organism in Eukaryota, Metazoa, Arthropoda, Insecta, Hymenoptera, Formicidae. The record is from RefSeq and is a predicted model, not a curated record.
UAUGUACCAAAAUAUAUACUACAUCAAAAAUACGAACGGAACGACGACGAACAGUGGUGUUUCGCCAUCGCAGCAAUGUUUCUUGUACGAUAAGAAUGCGCCGAGUUUUAAAUCGUCCCUUUCGGAAGGUUUUCCUUUCCGCGGUUUUCCCGAAAGCGAAACCUCCACGCUUCAAUGUCAACUGUGCAAUCCAAAUUCUGUAUCGUAUAUUAACCUUCAGCAGCGGCAGUUCGAUUUCUCGAAUCGCCAAUUAGGCAACAACUCACAAAAGUGGCUAGAUAAUUACAACAGCGGCCAAAUGUCUCAUCGGCAGUAUAUGCUUAAUAAGAAAUGUGCACCUGUGCGAAUCAAUACCGAUAAUGAAUCACAUCUUUGUUAUUCGUCUCGAACAGUGUAUCAGGAUACGUGCAACCGUACCGAUACGUCAACCAAUUUGUGGGACAAUAAGAUUUUCUCACUGUUGAACAACACCGUUAAAGAGAAUUGUAAAGAAAUAUAUCUCGACGACACGAAUGUUAUUUCUGAUAAAAAUAAAAAAUUUGACAUUUUGCGAACGAUACUCGAUAAUCGUCAAAAUGCGACAGUUAAACAAAUUAGCGACGACAUACGUAAGAUGGACGUGUGCGGGGACGGUGAUCAAGAUGUUGUUGUGGAUGCGGACGAUCUCUUGGCGACGGCAGAUGACAAGCUCAAAACGAGCUUGAAGAACUUUUUGAAACGGGCCCAAGAGGGUAUAUCCAUUGAACAGCCGGCCUUUCCCCGUACCAAGAUGUAUCCGCAAGCGGGUUCCUUGAAUCUGAUAUAUUUUACAUCGAAAGACCGGAAACCUGAAAUUGCGAAACGCGAGGUGAUUUUAGACAGAGAUCUCACAUCUGAUGCGUCGCGCGGCGAAGCUGCGAAUUCGAUGAGAUCGCGAAACAUUAUCUCAGAAAUGAAGCGAAGAAUAUCGAACGAAAGAACGAAACAAGAAGCGUACGCUCGCGCCAACAAGUUGCAAACAAAAUGCGAUUCGCAAAAAUUCAGUCGAACGAAUGAAUUACAGCGAAAUAUCGUAGAUUACGUUACGGGCAACGAAGCGGUUGAAAAUAAACUGGAGCGUAAAGGAAGUAACGCGGAAGAAUCAAUGCACAGUUUCUCGUUCAGAUACAAAAUAAUGGGAUCGAGUUUGAACAACGUGAUAAAUCCAGAGAACACCUUUCAAGCUCUGUCCACGUCUCAGUUAGUCGCGUACAAGAAACAAUACUACGACACACUGAACGUUCAACGGGCUAAAGUCGCAGUAACGAAUUCCCUAGCGUCUUCGGACAAUCUGACGGUUUGCGACAACGCGUAUUGCUCGAAUUACAAGUGUCGACGGCAACAUCUGCUUCAUCAGCAGCGUCGCUUCGCGACGAGACCUCCGUAUCCGACGUCGCUAUCUGGAUUGUCGGAUCUGCGCAGCAAUCAGUACAGUUGGGCGAGAUCUGACUGUAAAUAUUUAUUACUGAAGCAAUUGCGACUUCAACAGGUGAGAAGAGCAAAUAAUUUUACUUUUUUUUUUGUAGAUCAUACUUAUUUUUACUCACCCCGUAUAAUGUAAUCGUUACAGACUUCGCCGUUAUAUUCCCGAAAUCGAAGGUACGUUUUUCAUCUCAACUGAGAGCUAAAUAUUACGAUCCUCUUUUUUUAACACACUUGAUUCUCUCGAAUCAAGUAUUCGUGAUCAUCACCGUGACAUUAUUUUGGUUUCUUUGGUUUUCAAGCGACUAGAUUUGUCGCUGCGUCAAAUCCGCACAAUAUUUCCGGUUCUUUCAUACCAAACAGAAGAUGUCAAACGACGCACUGGUCGUGUGAGUUUAGAAGACACAAUCGAAAAACUGAAGAAAUGCAGCAGUUUGUUGUUUCGCACUGGUUCGUUCAGAGAAGUUCCGUUGAACGGCAAUUGAGAAUUUAGUGUGCACGCGUGAAUAUUAUAUAUACAAUAGUUCCUUUUGUAAUUUCUGUCUGACAUUUGUUUGGAUAUCGAGAUGAAGAGGACUGCGACUUAAUGCAACGAUAAUACAUUUUGAUCACCAAAAAAGCGAUAACCGGCUGUCCUUGCGUUAAGUCACAGAGUUAAUACAACAGUAACUGUAGGAAAAACUCAUAUCAUAUGUAUUGAUAAAAUAUUUGGAUAAACACACACAUGAUGUGUAUAUAUAUUUACACACAUACUUAUAUAUAUAUAUAUAUAUGUUUAUAUAUAUAAGCUCGACGUGAAUCUCAUUAUAAAAUGUUCACAUUUCUCAUCGCAUUGAAAAUAGUGUUGCUUAUCGACUUGAAAAAACAUUAUACCGUGUCCUAGCUAUUUGUGUUAGAUUUCUCGUUAAGCGUUCUAAUAUUACGUGAGAUAUGAUUCUUGUGAAAUUCAACGCCCAACGGUUUUUGUUUUACUUAUGAUUGUGUUUACGUUUGCGUGACAACAGCUCUCCAAUGACGUAUAUAUAUAUAUAUAUAUAUGGAACAACAUAUUGCAAUUAUCGUAUUUAACACCAUUUACAAACUGUUUCUUCUGUCCAAGUGAAGUUACACACAAGAUUCACUCUAGUGACUAGAUGUAAUUCGUGUGAUAUUUUGUCGUUAAUAACACAAUUAGACGGUCACACACAUACGCAAAAAUCCACACGAUCAACAUAUAUAUAUAUAAUACUCGUCGUUCAUUUAUUCCUAAAUGUACAAAAUGAAGAGAUUACGGGAGAACACUCACACUUGGGUGUUACAUGACUCACAUCGAUCAUUUAUUGUCCGGAUCGUCGUUCGAUCGCUAUCAGCACGACAGAUUACCAAGAUGUUCUGUCGACAGAUAAAUUGCUUAGUAAUCCGUUCGGCUCGGUCUACUAUUCAUUCGUAUUUACUUCAGCGAACACAUUCAGUUGGCCGAAUUUACCUAAAAGACUUUGUCUGUUUAUAAAUAACGUGUCGCUACAAUUUGAUGUCCACUCUAAGUAUUGGCAUCACAUCACACUGUUCACUCACAUGUAACUAAAUAUAUGACGCUCUAUCUCAAUGUCCAAAAUACAUCCAUAAAUAUCCAAUAAAACACAUUCAAAAAACACUCGAACAAGACGAACACUCUUACUUGUCUAUUAUUCAGCGAAUGAAAAUUUAGGCCAAUUGAAUCAUCCCGUCGGGAGAGACGCACAAGUUGACAGGAAUUUACACAAAUUCUGCAAACUUCAAUUUCUCAAUUUUUUUUGAAACCUUUGUAAAGAACGCGUUUCAUACAAAUUUAGCACAAACUGAUGUUAGACACUGGCGUCUGAUUUCCUGUCAAUUUGUUUGUCGGUUCGCUCGAGAUUUCGAGAGGAUAUAUCAGAUCAUGUACAGGCUUGGAUUGUCAGGUCAUAAAAAUUGGAUAACAUCAUUAACAUUACAGGUCACUUGAUCGAGUUAAGUAUGUAAAGAAAACUUUACCACUUCUAUUUAAUACAGUAAUUAAAAUUUAUUGCCUGAAUAUAAUAAAUAUUUAUUUUCAUACAAACUCUACUAGCAAAAACAGUGCUUCAAAUAUAUAUCACAAACCAUACAACUAUUUUAUUAACUUCGUUGAAGCAAAUAAUUUUUGUAAAUGUUAAAGUGAAACACGUGGCAGCUUACGUUUUUAAUUGCAGCAACAAUUAAUGAUUUCAAUCAAGUUAAUUCGAUUUUUUACACGAUGGUAUUUGACAUGACAUAUCAAUAUAAACUACAAUGAGCUAUAUUGUUUUUUUUUUUCUGGCAGUGUCUGUACAUUUAUUUUUAAUUUUAAUCCAAACUAAUUUAUAUCUCUUACCCAUAACGCAUUUUAUUCACGAUUAAUUGCUCUAAAAUAUUUAUUUUGAAACACUUUCAAAUUUUCCAGCGUGCUAUAAUGAUGAGCGAUAUAUAUAUAUAAAACAAAAAAUUACGUCACAUUUCUGAUAUUACACAUCCAGUAGAACAAGUUUAUGACACUAUUAAUAUUUGCCACAACGAAGCUGCAUUUAUACGUUGGUAUUGUUCCUUACGACUCUGUACGUGAACACACACAUUAUUCUUACAUUAAUUUAAUUUACUUAAAAUCGACACAUCAACUUUCGAUAAAUGUGUUUCCCGUGUGCCUGUUCGCGAGAUUUGUGUUUGUUUACAUUAUUCGCGCUUUGUUGUAUAAAAAAGAUCUGAGUUGCUUUUUUUUUUUUUUUUUGGUAUCGUGGUCGUGGAACAUUGAACAAUGGAGAAACGAGGUAUCAGAGAAAUUCAUUCCGAGGAUUGAUAUGAUGCCAUUGCAUCAUCAGAGAAAGAGCUUGAAACGAUCGAUCAAGAGAAACAAGCUCUCAACAAUUGUUCUAGAAUAAAUUGUACUUCUAAUGUAUAUAUAAUAAUAUACGCGAUAUGUAUAAUACUAAAAAAUAUCUUGUUCUUUAAUAUUAAGGAGACAUAUACUUGUACAAAAAAGACUAGAGUUUAACGGAACAUUUGCAUUGAACUAUUAAGUUAACGAUGGAAUGUGUAAGUUCUAUCAUCUUUUCUUAAACAAUAUUAUAAUGAAGAAAACAAACAGAGUUGAAAAAAAAGCAAAAAAUUGUUUUUGUGUGUUUCAUAGGAAUUUGUUGUUACACAUAUGCAAAUUUGAAAAUAAAUAGAUGAGGUAUGAUUGCGCGGGCAGCAGUUAGAAUCGCCAUUUUUAAAAGAUCGGUCUAGCUACUGCGUG